Messenger RNA from Symsagittifera roscoffensis, 2426 nucleotides. RefSeq names its product extended synaptotagmin-3-like. The transcript has 6 exons. The coding region runs from base 3 to 1613 and encodes 536 amino acids. The record is from RefSeq and is a predicted model, not a curated record. Lineage: Eukaryota; Metazoa; Xenacoelomorpha; Acoela; Convolutidae.
AAAUGGCCGAAAAAGAACCGGUAAUUGAAGAGAAGGAGGUCCAUGGAGAGGAACUUAUCAACUUAAUUGUUGCAAGACUAUGGAAACAUUUAGAAGUUUAUCUUAACCAAGAAGAAAUAAAAGAGAAGGUUAUGGCAGCAACCGACAAUUUCGUCGAACUGAGAAAAGUAAAAUUAUGGGAUCCUAUGGUUCUUCUCCAGGCGAAAGUAUUGAAAAGACCGUGGCACUUGAAUCCCGCCGAUGAGUCUAUUGUCUUCGAAUUUGAAGCAGAUUUCAAGAAUAUCGAAGUUUUGCUCGCUGACGCAAAAGUUGGAAUUCCAUUCGGGUUGGAGGUGUCGUUUAGAUGCACAAUCAGAGUUACAUUGAAUCAUCUGACUUCGGAUUUCCUGCCUCUGUAUGAAGCUGUAACCAUGUACUUCACUGAAGACCCAAAACUCCAUUUCAAUUUUCUCGACGCCGGAAACGUCUUAGACAUGCCUGGUCUGAAGGGGAAACUGAACAGCAUAACAAGAGACACGAUGAACUCAUUGCUCGUUUAUCCAAACAGACUGGCGUUCAAAAUGAACCGAGACGUGGAACUCUCGAGGUACCAGUUCCCAUUACCUAUAGGACUGCUACGUGUUCAGGUGGCACAAAUCGAGAAGCUCAGUGACAACCACGAGGCAUUUGGAAAGUUCCGUCGGUUGCAGAAGAGCUUUCGGCGUGGCGUCAAUUUCCUCGUGUUCUAUUGGCUCACCUCUGCCCAUUUCUUCCGCAGGGUUUUCUCCUUUCCCACUUUCUCUGUGGAGAAGUCUUUGUCAAAGUACACAGCGCCUGACUUCUUCUACCGUCUGUCCUGUGUGUAUGGCCGUUUCAAAUCAGAAGUGGUGGAGUCCAAGACUAAAGAGGGCGACACUGAGUGGAAACAGACGGUGGACAUUCUGGUCACAGAGCCAGACUUGGAAUACCUGAAGAUCAAAGUGUACGAAGAAGACGUGGUGUCUGAUGACUUUGCAGGCGAAGUGUUCGUCCAAGAUCUCAGGAACACAAUCGCGCUUCCCUCCGCCGAAAAGAAUGAGAGCGGUAAAGAUGACUCAUCGCUGACCAAGUUCAGGCUGAAGGGCGACAAAACGGGCGAAGCUACCAUCUUCUUAGACUACAUUUCAUUCAAUGAAAAGCUAAUGGGCGAAGAUGUUGUCCCAAUCAAAACUAUCCUUGACUCAGUUCCUCUGAGCAACCAGUUCUUUGUGAACUGUUACAUCACAAAAGUAGAGACGAACGAGCUAGCGAAAGAAGAUGAGCGUGAGGGCAGAUCAUUUGUAUUCUACUGUCUCGAAGACGACGCCCAGAUAAAGGACUUCAAGUCGUUCUCAGUUGAUAAAAAGGGAGUCUACAAGGUCCCCAUGGUCACACGAGUUCUGCUCAAAUCUAUGCCAGCAAAGUUAAAUUUCGCGUUCUCAACUGACAAAGAGGAAUUGAAAGAGUCGCAAAUGGCGAAGUUUUCUCUGGACACAAAUGACCUGGACCGGGAUAACUUCGCUAAACGACAGUUGAGGGAGUUUGUCGUGGAAGGCGUGGGAACAAUUUCGAUGACAUUGCAAGUCGCGACUCUGCAAAACGGAAUGGGAAAGUAAACCCCUUAAUCGACGAAACUGUGACUCCCAUCAUGUAAAUGGAUGUUAUUUAAAUUGCUUCAUACAAAAAUCCUACAAAAAUUGCUUUUCAAAAAACAAAGAAUGAAUAUGAAAUUUUGCAAUAGAUGUAAUUCAAAUGCUUAGACAGUGCUUACUCAGAUGUAGCGUGAUGGUGUUUCUGGAACUGAAAAUUAAAAUCUAAAAUUAAUGGGAUUUUGUUUUUUAUUCUCUCCUAUUUUUCCUAGUAAAAAUCAUUUUCCACCCAUGUGAAGAACUAAUUGAAAGAACAGCAAAGACGUGUUUUGUACUAAGAAUUCCCCCCUUUUGCAAUGAUGGUUGGGAAUAUUUAACAAGAUCCAAAUAAUGUUAUGAGAGAUCAUGUUUUAUUCAUUAUUAUAUAUCAAAAGCUUCCAUCAAAUAAAGUGCUACUGAAAGAAAACUUUUUGCAGAAAACUUCACUGAUUGAGGUUGUUCAUUUAUUUCAGUAGCAGUGAGAUUUUCUGCAAAAUGUUUUGUGCGGCAAUGUUCGAAUGCUGUUCUAAUGUCCAAUUAAAAGUGUCGCUCAAAUUUGAUUACGCUCAGUUUUUUGUAGCGGUUCAAGUUAUGGUUUCUUGUUAAAUUCAUGUCAAAUUUGUUUGCUAAAAAGAAAUAGCGCUCUUCAAUAUAUGCAAAGUUAUGCUUUUAUUUUUCAAGAGUCGAUGAACGUAGUUCAGUCUCUUUUAUAGGUCGCGAUGAUUUUUUUCAUUUUUUUUUCAGGAAAAGCCGUUAAAUUUGUUCAGGCCCAAAAUUUACUUUUUCGCUGUUUGAAAUUUC